AUGGAACGAAAGGUGUCCAUUAUUGGCGCUGGUCCGUCUGGUUUUGCCCUUGCGGCUGAUCUCCAAAACCGUGGUAUAGACGUGCUAGUCUAUUCACAUCCAGAUCACUUUCGAUAUGCCAACGAAGUCAUGGUCAAAGGUCAACUGACAGUCCGGGGAAAGAUUGAGAGUUCUAUGCCCGUAUGCAUCACCUCGGACAUGGCUGAGAUCAUUGAAUUUUCACUGAUGAUCAUCCUGACGAUUCCAUCUACCGGGCACGAGACAGUGCUGCAGCAACUGAGAGGAUUUUCUCUGCAACAACACACCAUUAUCGCCAUACCAGGCAAUUUGUUCUCGCUCAUUGCUGAUAUCGAGAUCGGAUGCGUCCUAGAAACCAACUUGUCUCCAUAUUCCUGCCGAAUGGAAAGAGAUGAAGUGCUAGUUCUGGGCAAGAAGAGCCUCAUAUUUAUUGCUGCACUCCAAAGUCCUCCUAGCCAGGCAAUAUACGACGCGGUUCAAGAGAUUAUGCCAGUGAAACUCUGCUGGUGCAGCAGUGUUAUCGAAGUUUGCCUGCUGAACGUGAACGGCGUGUUCCAUCCACUAAUGAUACUGAUGAACGCGGCCCGCAUCGAAAGCACCAAUGGGGACUUUUUUCUGUAUCGAGAUGGCCUGACAAGUUCCGUUGCCAAGGCCAUGAUUGCGGUCGAUCAAGUGCGGAUGCAAAUAGGCAACGCAUUCGGCCACAGCAUGAGGAGUGCGUUGAGAGUGUCCAACGAGUGCUACGGUCACACCUUUACAAGCCUAGUGGAUUUAGCGAGAAAUUCAGGGCCCCACAACGGACUCAAGGCUCCACCAGAUCUUCAAAACCGUAACAUCUCGGAAGAUGUUCCUGACCUACUUGUGUGCUGGCACAGCCUGGCCGAGAAGCUUGGGAUAGAUGCAUCGCCCAUCAAAGCCAUCAUCGUCCUCGCUCAGAUGGCUACCAGUGUUGAUUAUUUCCAGUCUGGGAGGAGCCUUCGAAAGCUCCAUCUGGAAGACAUCUCCCGGAGUGAGCUAAUUGAAAGAUUCAUGGCUCAACCAGACGGCGCGAUUGUCAGUAGGUUGUAA
Messenger RNA from Trichoderma virens Gv29-8, 1086 nucleotides. RefSeq lists its product as uncharacterized. Gene Ontology annotation, molecular function: NAD binding; oxidoreductase activity, acting on the CH-OH group of donors, NAD or NADP as acceptor. The record is from RefSeq and is a predicted model, not a curated record. Bases 1 to 1086 code for a protein of 361 amino acids. NCBI's taxonomy places the organism in Eukaryota, Fungi, Ascomycota, Sordariomycetes, Hypocreales, Hypocreaceae. Gene Ontology annotation, biological process: glycerol-3-phosphate catabolic process. The transcript has a single exon.